Molecule: messenger RNA, 1021 nt
Organism: Panicum virgatum (switchgrass)
Lineage: Eukaryota; Viridiplantae; Streptophyta; Magnoliopsida; Poales; Poaceae
Exons: 5
Coding region: 32-736 (234 amino acids)
Source: RefSeq, a predicted model, not a curated record
UCACGCGGCCCAGCGCACGCAGCAACAGAGAAUGGGCGGCGGCGGCGGCGGCGGCGGGAGCCCGGCAGCAAGCGGCGGCGGGAGCAGCAGCGAAGAUGACGGGGAUGCCGCGUGGAAGGCGGCCAUUGAAUCUAUCGCUUCCGUAGGGUUUGGCGUCCCUUCGUCCAACGGUGUGGCGAAGGCGGCCUCUGACGGCAGCGGCGAGGCGGACAACGACGCGGAGCUGAAGCAGCCGCAUGAGGAGAAGCCACAGGCUCCUAGGCUUAAGCUUUACCAGAUCAAGAUGAGAAAUAUGUUGGAUGAUAUGUUAGAAAAAAAUAUUGAAAUAGUCAAAGCUCCUUGCUUGAACGUAACCGACCCUACGGAAACAGAAGGAGGAAUAAAGUUAUUUAAAAAAGCACCACCUGGUAUUAAAAUGGAUUCUAUGGAUAAACUGCAUGUACAACUCAAGAGACCAAGAAUUGUGCCUGGUGAAGAGGUCGAUGAAAAAUCAAAGAAGUUCAGGCAUAUGCUCCGGUCUGUUGCUGUUGACGGCAGUGACAUUCUUGUUUCUGCAAAGAAAGCAUCCCAAAGAUCAUUGGCUAGAUUAGAAGCGAGAGAAGCUGCAGCAAAGGCAAAAGCAAAGAGGGAGGAAGAAAGGGUGCAGGAAUUUAAGAAGGUUAGGGGAGAGAAAUGGCUUCCUUCUAUUGCUAGACAAAUGAAGGAAGAAAAAGCUUGGGAGCAGCGAAGGCUAUGAGCUGCGGAUCAACGAGGCUGCAUACUCUGAUGUCUAACUCCAGCUAUCCUGGUGCCCUUUUCUAAGUGGCCAAAAGUACCGUGCUCCAUUCCACAUUUGACGAUGUUGAUAGGAUCAAGAUCGAUUGCCAUACUGAAAAUUUUGGUCUAAUUGAGAGAAUGCAUAUUUAUGUACCUUUUUCAUGCAAGUUUUGUAGCAAAGUUUGCGGUUGACAUUCCAGAAUGUAAUAUGGUAGCGAUCUCAGCCCUAUUUGAAAAUGCAUUUUGUUUCUCUUUUCGUGACGCA